AUGACGGGCGCGGCGCCGGGCGAGCCGUGCGGCGGCUUGCUCGACUACAAGACGGCGAAGUUCGCGCUGACGCGGAACCGGCGGGUCGGGCUGCUGCACCGCCUGCUCCAGCUCGGCGUGCUGGGCUACCUACUCGGGUGGGUGCUGCUGGUGCGGAAGGGCUACCAGGACACCGACCCUGCCCCCCGCGCCGCCGUCGUCACCAAGCUGAAGGGGGCGGCGGUCGCCGAGGUGGGGGGCGCGGGCCGCCGGCUGUGGGACGCGGCGGACUACUCCCGGCCCCCUCAGGGAGAAAAUGUGCUUUUUCUGGUGACCAAUUUCAUCGCUACAGCAAAGCAAGCCCAGGGCACCUGUCCCGAGAGCCCCUCUGUUCUUGAUGCGAUGUGCACAGAAGAUGCAGACUGUCCCAUGGGAAACCCAGUGGUUCGUGGCAACGGGAUAAAAACUGGGAAAUGUGUGAUGUUCAACACUACCCAUUCCACUUGUGAGAUCUAUGGCUGGUGUCCUGUGGAGAAUAACACCCUGCCCAGGAAACCUCUACUGGCUGAGGCGGAGAAUGUCACUCUUUUUAUAAAAAAUACUGUCCACUUCACCAAAUUUAAUUUCUCCAAGUGCAAUACUUUGCAAACUGAUGACCCCACCUAUUUCAAGAGCUGCAUGUAUGAUCCGUUCCUCAACCCCUCCUGCCCCGUCUUCCGUGUCCGUGACAUGGUGGAGGCAGCUGGAGAGACCUUUGGGGAUCUCGCACUGCUGGGGGGGAGCAUUGGAGUUCGCAUCGAGUGGGACUGUGACCUGGAUCACCCCGCUGCCCAGUGCCAGCCACAGUACUCCUUCAGCCUGCAGGACAGGAGGUACAAUUUCAGAACUGCCUCCUACUACUGGGACACCCAGCGGCGGCUCUACCGGAACCUGCUGAAACUCUACGGCAUCCGCUUUGACAUCUCCGUACAUGGCCAGGCCACGGUGGUCUGUGACCUGGUUCUGCUCUACCUGGAUGCGAAGGCUGACUUUUAUUGGAACGAGAAGUUCGAGGAGGCAAAACCCCCUAAAGGUAAGACCGAGGCCGCAGCUUAGGGACGUCAGGAAUGCUCUGUC
Gavia stellata (red-throated loon) is the source of this 1095-nucleotide messenger RNA. RefSeq names its product purinergic receptor P2X 6 (gene P2RX6). The record is from RefSeq and is a predicted model, not a curated record. Gene Ontology annotation, cellular component: plasma membrane; nuclear inner membrane. The transcript has 11 exons. Gene Ontology annotation, biological process: monoatomic cation transmembrane transport; response to ATP. The coding region runs from base 1 to 1074 and encodes 357 amino acids. Gene Ontology annotation, molecular function: extracellularly ATP-gated monoatomic cation channel activity; purinergic nucleotide receptor activity; ATP binding. Lineage: Eukaryota; Metazoa; Chordata; Aves; Gaviiformes; Gaviidae.